AUGGCUGCUUUAGAACAUUUAAGUGAGAGGGACAAAGCUGUUUUGAGAAGCAUCUUCGAUCCUACUGCUACUAUUGGAGAUAUUGUUGAGGAUGCUGAUACUGAUAAAUUUGAUGAAGAGGAUGAUGAACCUGCCACAGAUAGCUACAAGGAGGCCUCCUCGUUGUGUGCUCAAGGAGUCUUACUAGCUGAAGCAGGCAAACUGCAAGAAGCAUUAGAAGUCCUGUCUAAAGGCGUUCAAGCUGCGCCUGAGCGAGCAGCGUCGUACAAUGACAGGGCGCAAUUGUUACGUCUAAUGCAGAAAGAUGAUGAUGCUAUGUUAGAUUUAGACGUGGCGCUAAAACUAACAGUUGGUAAGAAGAAUCGCGCUCGUGCACUGGCGCUUUGUCAGCGCGGCGUGCUCCUGCGCAAGAGAGGCGCGGACGACGAUGCUCGUGAAGCUUUUACGGAAGCAGCUAAAUUAGGCAGUAGUUUUGCUAAAAAGCAGGUUGUGGAAUUAAAUCCCUACGCAGCUCUCUGCAACCAGAUGCUGAGCCAAGUCAUGAGGGGAGAAAAGGAGAUCAAAUUGUAG
This is a messenger RNA of Arctia plantaginis, 570 nucleotides long. The record is from the annotation of a GenBank genome assembly. NCBI's taxonomy places the organism in Eukaryota, Metazoa, Arthropoda, Insecta, Lepidoptera, Erebidae.